Cydia splendana is the source of this 1696-nucleotide messenger RNA. RefSeq names its product mitochondrial inner membrane protease subunit 2. The transcript has a single exon. Bases 133 to 627 code for a protein of 164 amino acids. The record is from RefSeq and is a predicted model, not a curated record. NCBI's taxonomy places the organism in Eukaryota, Metazoa, Arthropoda, Insecta, Lepidoptera, Tortricidae. Gene Ontology annotation, molecular function: serine-type endopeptidase activity. Gene Ontology annotation, cellular component: membrane; mitochondrial inner membrane peptidase complex.
ACGAAAAGCUCAAAUCAAAUGUCAGUACCGCAAACAAAUUUUAUUUAAAUAAAUCAGUAUGUUGUAGUGAAAAUCCUAUUCGCGUGACUAUGCCGGGCUCGAUUUGCUGCCGUAAAGAGUCGCUUAACGCUCAUGUUUCUAAAGAGUAUGUUUAAGUCGAUUCUUAUUGGGCUCCCCGUCGGCCUAACCCUGCUGGACACCGUGGGGUAUGUGGCCCGGGUCGAGGGUAUAUCUAUGCAGCCAGCGCUCAAUCCAGAAGCGAAAAACAUGGACUACGUGUUUUUAUCGCGAUGGGCGAUCAGAGACUUCAGUGUGAAGCGAGGUGACGUUGUAUCGCUGGUGUCGCCGAAAGAUCCUAACCAGAAGAUUAUCAAGCGUGUGGUAGCGCUCCAGGGUGACGUGGUGAACACGCUGGGCUACAAAAGCCAGUACGUGAAGGUUCCCGAAGGCCACUGCUGGGUGGAAGGCGAUCACACGGGCCACACGCUUGACAGCAACACUUUUGGUCCAGUGUCACUAGGUCUGUUGAACGCGAAGGCUGUAGCCAUAGUGUGGCCUCCCGAUCGAUGGCAGCAACUCGAAGCUAAAUUGCCGACACACAGAAGACCGAUCAGCAUGCCUGUGUAGUUAAUGUUGUUUAGGACCACAAAAGUUACAUCAAUGUUUACAACUGCCGAAUGCUUUAUUACAUCUUGAUGUUUGUAGUGGUUCUAUAGUGGAAAUUUUAGCCUGUAUAAAAUAGGUGAUAAUGAUUGUAAAAUCUACCUUCAGUUACUUAAAUUAGGGGAAAUUUGUUGCUGUAUUAUAGACAUAAGUUCCAAUUUUUUAGUUGUAAUGAUUUACUUGUCUGCAUUUGCUAAAUGUUUUUGUUUCUGGGCCAUUCUAUUUAAAGUCUACACUUUAAUUUUUUUUGGAAAUUUUUAUGUUAUUUCUAUUCAAGCUCUUUCAAUCUUAGUGGGAUAAUAAAGGGUUCCCAAGAUUUUUUUCCAUUCCGUUACCAUUUUUUAUAGACUUUGUAUGUUGGUAAUGAAUUUUUUUUAAAUGGAAGGAACAAAAAAUUUAUGGAAAGUAGAAAUAACAUUUUUAAAAAAUACUUUUCAACUUUAAUAGCCCUGAUGCAUUAGUGUUUAGCCAAUAUAGCCAAGUAACCAUCCUUAAAGUAAUGCCAAAAUAACUGAUCUUGCUUUUAGAUCUCUUAACUAGUCUAUUUGUUUCUGUUUUGCUUCCUAUUAUGAACUAUGGUAGCAGAUGUAGUGCAUAAUUAUUUCUCUUCAUAUUUUCACAGAAACAUACGAACGUGUCUUGCUAUUUCAGUCAGUCUCAGUACAAAAAGUACUGACUUUGAAAGAAGUAGUAUGACAAAUACGAAUUUUUCCGAGAAAAUACGAAGGAAAACAAUUAUGCACUACGUCUGUACCUUUUAGAUAAUUUUGUUAUUGGUUGAAACUUCAAUAUCAAACUAGUGUUUCUGUAAACAGGUUUGAAAAGGUGACCUAGCCCAAUUGUUUCUCUUUUUAAACUGAAGGGACUGUAUUCUGUAAUUCUACCUACAAUCAAAUUAACUUAUUUAAAUUUCAUUGCAACUAAGUACAAACAGCAACACUCUUUAACUGUCCAUCGAUGGACCUUAUGCCAAUUGUAAUAAGGUGUACAAACUGUCAGUUAACAGUGUGGGUGAUGGUACCGCCUCUAACCC